Molecule: messenger RNA, 645 nt
Organism: Spirometra erinaceieuropaei
Lineage: Eukaryota; Metazoa; Platyhelminthes; Cestoda; Diphyllobothriidea; Diphyllobothriidae
Source: the annotation of a GenBank genome assembly
AUGGUGCGUCAGCUCCACAAUGGCAUGAAGGCGCGCGCCACGGACGAUGAAAUCGCCUCAGAAACAUUCGCAAUGGCCAGUGUAGUGAAGCAAGGCUGCGUCCUCGCACCUACCCUCUUCGGUCUCAUGUUCUUUGCCAUGCUGAUGGACGCCUACGGUGAAGAACGCCCCGGGAUCCGCAUCGCCUACAAGACCGACGUCCAUUCUCUCAACCGCCUGCAGAUGCAUACCUCAACGCAUCUCUCCACGACUGUGUUCCACGACCUGCUUUUCGCGGAUGACUGCAUGCACAACAUCGUGACAGAAGCAGAUAUGCAACGGAGCAUGGACCUCAUUGCCUCCGGCUACGCCAACUUCGAGCAUACCGUCAGCACGGGUAAACGGCGGUCAUGCAUCAACCGUCGCCCAACGCCGUUUACAAUGACCCAGGUGAGGAUCGUGGACAACUUCACCUACCUAGGCAGCAUACGCAUGCUGCAUCGUAAUCGGCGACAAAGGGGGUCACCGUAUCCCAAAAGCCAGCCAGGCCUUCGGUUGGUUGCAGAACUCCAUAUGGAAUCGCCACGGUCUCCACCUCAACACCAAACUGAAGAUGUACAAAGCAGUCAUUUUGACCAUGCUGCUGUAGGGGGCAGAGAUCCGUAG